AUGAGAGCAACUCUAGUGAGCAUGGCACUGGCUGUGCGAGGGGCCAGACGGCUUGGUGGCAGCGAUCUUGUGGUGUCUGAAGCAUGCCUUGGAACCAUGACGUGGGGUGUGCAAAACAAUCAGGAAGAUGCCAAUGAACAACUUGAUUAUGCACGUGAUUUUGGAAUCAAUUUCAUUGACACUGCUGAGUUGUAUCCUGUUCCUCUCACCGCUCCGGAAUGGAGGGCAGGUACAACCGAAGAAAUCUUGGGGAACUACUUGAAGAAAAUUGGCUCGGCUGCUCGGGACGAGCUGGUUGUGGCCACUAAGGUGGCUGGAUUCUUUCCGAAUUCUCCAGUGGCAGCACAACGAUCCGUUCCUCCCAUCACCGACGGCCCUCUUCCAGACUGUCGGCUCGAUUCUCAGUCCGUCAACACAGCCUGCGAUGCUUCUCUGCGACGUUUGCAAACGGAUCGAAUUGAUCUUCUUCAAAUCCACUGGCCGGAUCGUUAUCUGCCCGUCUUUGGACAGCUACAGUUUGAUCACGACAAAAAGAGAGAAGGAGAAAUUCCCAUUAUCGAAACUGCAUCAGCAUUCCGGGACCUUAUUGAAGCUGGUAAAGUACGGUACAUUGGACUUUCAAACGAGUCACCAUACGGUGUCGCCGAAUGGAUCAAGGCUACUGAAGCACUGGGGAUACGCGACAAGCUCGUCUCGAUUCAAAACUCGUACUCUCUUCUGGAUCGUCGAUUUGAAGCCGAUUUGGCCGAAAGUUGUGCAAGGUACAAUAUUGGUCUGCUGCCUUGGUCAGUCCUUGCGGGAGGGUUGCUCAGUGGCAAAUACGCCUCGCAAACGGCCGGUCCAAAGUCUCGUUUCAUCAAGUAUCCCGAAUACAUGAGUCGGUGGUCACCAGCUACGGCAACUCCGGAAACAUUGCAAGCAGUUGACGACUACGUCAAGAUUGCGGAACAAGCCAAUCUGAGUCCCUCUCAACUUGCCAUUGCCUAUGUCCGGUCUCGUCGGUUUGUAUCUGAUUUGGGAAGUGUGAUUGUGGGCGCGACCACACUGGAGCAGCUGAAGGAAAACCUGGAGCCAUUCCAUGACGCACAUUCUCCAAAACUAGACUCCACCGUUGUGGAUGCCAUCAAUAAAAUCCAUAUGAGAUGCCGAGAUCCAAGUUGCUCCUUGUAA
Seminavis robusta is the source of this 1170-nucleotide messenger RNA. Lineage: Eukaryota; Bacillariophyta; Bacillariophyceae; Naviculales; Naviculaceae. The record is from the annotation of a GenBank genome assembly.